Impatiens glandulifera is the source of this 393-nucleotide messenger RNA. Its product is annotated as forkhead box protein L2-like. NCBI's taxonomy places the organism in Eukaryota, Viridiplantae, Streptophyta, Magnoliopsida, Ericales, Balsaminaceae. The transcript has a single exon. The record is from RefSeq and is a predicted model, not a curated record. The coding region runs from base 1 to 393 and encodes 130 amino acids.
AUGGCUAACCAUAGUCAAUCAGCAUUCAUUCUCAUGAUCUUGGCCAUGUUGGUUGCCAUUGUCAUGUCUGAUCACGGGCCAAGUCCAGCACCUUCACCUUUCAAUGAUUAUCGCGGCCCAAGUCUAGCACCUUCAUCUUUCCAUGAUCAUCGCGGCCCAAGUCUAGCACCUUCACCUUUUCAUGAUCAUCAGCACCAACCAAGUCCAGCACCACCACCUUCUCAUAGUCAUGCCCACAUCCCACCACUCCCGCACAAACACACUGCUCAUUCACCAGCAUUAACACCCACCUCAGCACCAGCACAGUCCAUUGGCACACCUCACUUCUACCCUAGCUUGUUGCUUUCAACCCUUUUUGCAUGUAUUGGCCUCAUCUGCUUCUUCUUCUUCUAG